Molecule: messenger RNA, 5119 nt
Organism: Megalobrama amblycephala (Wuchang bream)
Lineage: Eukaryota; Metazoa; Chordata; Actinopteri; Cypriniformes; Xenocyprididae
Gene: gtpbp1l
Product: GTP binding protein 1, like
Exons: 11
Coding region: 238-2190 (650 amino acids)
Biological process (GO): translational elongation
Molecular function (GO): GTPase activity; GTP binding; translation elongation factor activity
Source: RefSeq, a predicted model, not a curated record
GCAUUAAAAUAAAUCUAAUUUCUGUUUAACAUAAAAGUUAAUAAAAGAAACUUUAAAAUUUAGAAAGGCUACUUAUUCACCGAGUAGGCGUGUCUCCCUAGAGGCCCCAUAUUCCUCAUAUUAAAAGUGCAUGUAGUCUACGUUAGAGUGACAAAGUUGUAAGGUUAAACGCAAUUUACCCUAAUUUCAGAACCAACGAAAAAGAAAAAAAAACUUCUCUGGAUCAAUCCCUAUUCCAUGCCCAGGUUGGAGGAGUACAUGGCGGCGACGGAGUCCAGUUUAAGCCCCGCUGUGGAGUCGGUGGUGCCGGCAUGUAUGUUCGCACCUGACCCGGGUUGCGCGGAGGAUUCGCCCGGCGCUGAGCGCAGCGACGCCGGCGACAACCAGAACGGGGAAGCCGAGGAUCAUUUAGACCUCACUAGCAAGUUUGCAUUGGUCAGCCCUACAGGAGAGCAGUAUGACUGUUUACAAAAGCAGCUGCGAGAACGAAUGGAGGAAGGAUGCGGAGAAACUAUCUAUGUGGUUGGCAUGGGGACAGACGGUGGUGAUUAUGGUCUGGAUGAGCGUGAUAUGGAAGCAUCUGUCGCUACGGUGCAGUCUCUUUGCGAGCAGGUUGACGGUGACCUGAUUCUGCUGAGAGAGAGGAUGGAGACGGCGGGACACGUCCGCGAUUAUCUCAUUAGGCGCCGCGUUGGAGAGGCAGACUUUCUGGAAGUCAGAGUGGCGGUCGUAGGUAAUGUAGACGCUGGUAAAAGCACACUCCUGGGCGUCCUAACCCACGGCGAGCUCGACAAUGGUCGCGGAUUUGCCCGUCAGAAGCUCUUUCGCCACAAACACGAGAUGGAGAGCGGCCGGACCAGCAGUGUCGGCAAUGACAUCCUGGGUUUCGACCAGGAAGGGCAGGUGGUCAACAAACCAGACAGUCACGGGGGCAGCCUGGACUGGACCAAGAUCUGCGAGAGGUCGUCAAAGGUCAUCACAUUCAUCGACCUGGCGGGGCACGAGAAGUACCUGAAGACCACCGUUUUCGGCAUGACAGGCCACAUGCCGGACUUCUGCAUGCUAAUGGUGGGAAGUAAUGCGGGAAUCAUUGGCAUGACUAAAGAGCACCUCGGUCUCGCUCUGGCCCUCAACGUUCCUGUUUUUGUAGUCGUAACUAAGAUAGACAUGUGUCCCGCUAACAUCUUACAAGAGACACUAAAGUUAUUACAGAGGUUACUCAAAUCUCCAGGAUGCAGAAAAAUUCCAGUUUUGGUGCAAAACAAGGAUGAUGUCAUCGUUACGGCCUCAAACUUCAGCUCAGAGAGGAUGUGUCCGAUUUUCCAGAUCUCGAAUGUGACGGGUGAAAACAUGGACUUGUUGAAAAUGUUCCUGAACCUGCUGUCCCCCAGAACCUCAUUUAAAGAUGACGAGCCCCCGGAGUUUCAGAUUGAUGACACAUAUUCAGUUCCGGGUGUCGGCACUGUAGUAUCAGGGACUACUUUACGAGGAUUAAUACGGCUGAAUGACACAUUGCUCCUCGGUCCAGACCCUCUGGGCGUCUUCAUCCCCAUCACCGUCAAAUCCAUCCACCGCAAGCGCAUGCCUGUUAAAGAAGUGCGUGGUGGGCAGACAGCCUCGUUCGCCCUGAAGAAGAUCAAGCGCUCGUCUAUCAGAAAGGGAAUGGUGAUGGUGUCGCCCCGCCUCAACCCACAGGCAUGCUGGGAGUUUGAGGCUGAGAUUCUCGUACUCCACCAUCCAACGACGAUAUCGCCGAGAUACCAAGCUAUGGUUCACUGUGGCAGUAUCAGACAGACCGCCACCAUAAUCGGCAUGAACAAAGACUGUUUACGGACGGGGGACAAAGCCACUGUACACUUCCGUUUCAUCAAGACCCCCGAGUACCUUCACACGGACCAGAGACUCGUCUUCAGGGAGGGCAGGACAAAGGCCGUGGGCACCAUCACUAAGCUGCUUCAAACCAAGCCUCUGGCCAAGAUGCAGUCUACCAAGAAAACAUUGUCACAGGUGGAAGGGUCUUCAUCAGCCAGCGAGGAAACUACACAGAUGGGAGAAAGCCCUCAAAUAGGACAACUGUCUAAGUCCACUGGAAGUGGUCGACGGCGUGGCGGCCAUCGGCACAAAGGCAAAUCAGCACUGAACAGCGUCACUGGAACGGCAACUACAGCUGCUGGAGUGGGCGGCAACUGAGUUUCCUUCAUCUCUCCCACCCAACACCACUGGUCAUCUGACUUUAACAUUUUAAGUGAACACCAGAGGGCAGUAAAGCCUUUUUUUUCUUUCUUUUUUGUUUGCUCUCACUAAACCAGACUGAUUUAUUCCUCCUUAAUUAGAAACGCUCAUCUCCACUGACACAAUCGUGCCAAAACCCUGACUGACAAGCAGCUGUUGUGUUCCUCGUCCACCCGCUCUUUUUUUUUUUUUCUCACCCUUAUCAAACCCUUUUAACUUAAUAUUCUGUCAGCCAUUGGAGUCUUAACAUCCUGUAGUAAACACCUCAAAAUCCCGGAUUUUGUAGCCGGAAUGUUUCCCCGAGGACCCAAUUAAGGAGCCUACGACUGAAACCCUGUUUGUGUUCAGCGAUUUUGCUAUUUUUCAUGUCAUUUUCCUCCUUCGAUUGAAUUUGGCAAAUGCUAACGGAGAUGAAAGGGAGAAAUCUGUUCUGCUUGUCAAUCUCUCAUGCCCCCUCAUCCUCUUCUGAUUUUAAUGAGCGUUGUAGCUGCCGAGACGCACAAAAUCUCGGCAGAUAAAACCGGUCCCUCUUGGAGCGUCACAAAUUAGGUGGCUUUCUGCUCUCCUGUGUUGCUUUUUCAUUUCGUGACCCAGCAUUACUUUCAAAAGGUCUCACCUUUUCAACAAAGAACGGGUAGCUAACUGAGAUGACAUGGCAUUUAAUUUGGAUUCCUGUUUUCGCUUUCUCAUUAAACCAUAUUUUCUGUCUAUUUAUAUUUAUUCUAGACUCUUUUUAAACAAAUUUUCCUGUGCAAGCCACUUUUGAUCCAACCAAAGCGAGAGUAGACCUGAAUAAAUACAAAUAAAAUGAACGAACGCUGACUAAUUCACCCACAUAUGACAGUUUGGUCAUUUGCUUACCUUACUCAUGUUGUUCCAAACCAGCAUUACUUUCUUUUUUGCUGGAAGUGUUUUUGUUUUCCAUGCAAUUACAUUGAAUGUUUUUAUUUUAUCAGUUGCUUUCCUGCAAUUUGUGACGGUUCUUUUGCAUCACAAAAGUAUCAUAAAAGUGGUCCAUAAUACUAUAUUAUGAGCUAUAUUUCAAUUCUUAAAGGGUUAGUUCACCCAAUUGAAAAUUCUGUCAUUUAUUACUCACCCUCGUGUCGUUCCACAUCCGUAAGACCUUCGUUCUUCUUCGGAACACAAAUGAAGAUCUUUUUGAUGAAGUCUGAGAGGUUUCUGUCUCUCCAUAGAGAUCCAACGCAACUACCACUCCAAGGUAAAUUGUGUUUUUUUUGCUCAAACAAAGCACUCUUGUUGCUUCAUAAAAUUGAAUUUAAGCAACUGUCGUCACAUGGUGUACCUUGAUGUCUUUUUCCUUCCUUUCUGGACCUUGGAGUGGUAGUUGCGUUGGAUCUGGAGAGACAGAAACGUCUCAGACUUCUUCAAAAAGAUCUUAAUUUGUGUUCCGAAGAUGAACGAAGGUGGGUGAAUCUGAAUAACACAACGGUGAGUCAUAAAUGGCAGAAUUUUCAUUUUUGGGUGAACUAACCCAUUAAGUCAUACCAUAGCUUUGUCCGAGAAACAAACUGAAAUUUAAGUCGUUAUUUACUGAUAUCCUUAUCCCGCUGUUAAUUGUUGUCAGUGUGUAAAUAAUGAUGCAUCACAAAAGUACCAUAAGUGGUCCAUAAUACUUGUGUGCUAUAUUUCAAGUCUUCUCAAGUUGUACGAUAGCUUUAUAUGGAAAACGAAGUGAAAUUUAAGUUAUUUAUUGAUAUUCUUCCCCUACUGUUAAUCAUUGUAAGCAAAUCGAAUGAAUCAUUCAGAUGGUUUUAUGACUCAAAGAUCUGACUCAAAAGAAUUUGUAUACAGAUUUGCCGACAACACAUAUCUCAUGAACUUUACAUAGAGACAUAGAGUGGACGCCAAUAUAUUUUACUACAGUUUUGGUCUGUUUCUUACACAAAGCUUACUUUCCAUAGAAGUCAUAUGGACCACAUUUACGGUGCUUUUGAAGCUUGAAAACUGUAGUUCUCAGUUUAAUUGUGAAAAGAGCAACUGUUACACAUAAGAAAGAAAGUCAUAAAGAUUUGGAAAGACUUUAGGGUGAGUAAACGACCAAAUUUUCACUUUUGGGUGAACUAUACCUUUAAAUAUGAACCUUAAUUGGAGUUAAUAUGAAGUGGAGAAUAUGAAAUCCAAGGUAAGAUACAAAUCCAGACCAAAAGAGUUCUACAUCGAAAACUUCAAAUCUUGUCUCUCAGGAUAGUUUCAUAAUGUCCAUUGCAAUUUUUUGACAAAAGAAAAACACAAUGCCCACACAAUUGAACAUAAAUAACUUUCAUUUACAUAGUUUUCAUGAGCCCAAUGCUGCAUUCACCGAAGGCAUCGUUCAAGGCUUUUCUGGUUCUUGUUCUUGGGUUUGAUCUGCUGUUCUUAUUUUUUGAAUCGAUAAAGGUGAACCACAAGGCCUGUACUAUCAGGGAGAUCUUUAGACAUUGAUUUUAGUUUUAUCCGAGGCAGCCAAGUAGAUUUGAACUUUACAAGCCAAGUAGAUUUUUUUACACAUGAUCUCUACAAGUUCAGUAAGAGUGCAUGAAGACCACAUGCAAGCCCUUAAGUUAUGCAAAAUAGAUUUUCUUGAGGAACCUGGUGGAUAAUAUUAUUUUUUAUUUUAUUUUAAUUUUUUUCAUGCCCAGGGGUGGUACGUAGUAUGAUUUUCAGAAAAAAUAGGCUGAAGUUUUAGAGCAUUCAGUGCAUUUUUUUUUUUUUUUUUUUAAGUUAUUUUCUUUUUGAUUCAAUCCCCGUUUAGUGCAUUGUUUCCUUUCUUGCAUUAAAAAUGUAUGUACAUUAUGUACAAAUGAAACAGCAUGUAAUUUGUGUUGUAAAUCCUUUUAAAUAAAAUAAAAAGUUAUACAAAAACUCCAAUAAAUGCAGUAAUCAGUCA